AAGACGUGACAUACUGCACAACUAAUAGUCCGUCCAUCUUGAGUCUUCACCAUGUAGGUCUGCUGCAAAACAAUCCCGUUUAUCUACCGUCCUUGGCUCUUUGAUCAAAAUGUAAUACUCACGAGACUAAAACAGGAAGCCAUCAAUGUCCAAUUCUAGGCUCCGUAAGACUUCAUCCUUGCGAGGGAGAGAGCUUUUGCCUAUAAACGACGACGACGAUGAAGAUGGAUGUCAUGGUCAUUCAAUUCUAAGAAGGCACAGUUCUCUCCCACCUAAGAGGAAGAAUGUACACUUUGCUGAUGGAUUUGGAAAGCCUUUAGUGUCUGUCUUUAGCGAGGAGGAAUAUAAUAUCCACGUUGCAAUAGCAGCAGCAAAACGAGAGUUGCAAAAUGCAAAGAAAUCCCUCAAGGUCUGCUUCGAGCAACCAGUGGCUUCAGAGGGCUUCAGGGAAAGAAUAGAAAAGCAGUUUGUUUGCUUGGAAAAUGCGGUAACAUCUCAAAAUUCUCUUAUGGGGACAAUCAAGGUGAUGAAUAUUGCUUUUCAUAAAGAGGUUUUUGUAAGAUAUACUUUGGAUUCGUGGAAUUCUCACACAGAUGUCAUGUGUUCAUACGUCCAAGACUCAAAUGAUGGAAUCACAGACCGCUUCUCGUUUGCUAUCACUAUUCCAGAGUAUUUUAUCGCUUCAGGAGACAGUUUUGAAUUUGCUGUUUGUUACAAAAGCGAUGGCAACGAGUAUUGGGACAAUAAUGGUGGUAUCAACUAUAGGGUCGAAUGCACAAGUGCAGUACAUAAUAAUGAAUCACACUUGAAUGGAUUUUAAAUUCCCACUAUAAACGUCUUUUGUUACGAGGUUCAAAAUGAAAGUCGAGGUGAGAAAAUAUAGUUCACUAAACUUGAAUAAUUAUUUUUGUGUCUUUGUGUAAAUCGUGACUUUAAAGAGCAUAAAAUGUUCACCUAUGUUCAGCUCUCUUUCCCUCUCUAUUUUUCCUAUAGGUAGGUUAAGUUGAUCAAAAACUGAUCGUUGUAAAUUAUUUACUUAAUUUAAAGUUAAUAAGCUAAUAGACAAACUAAGACCUAUUAGGAAUUCAAAUGGUUUCUCAAAGAAAUCGUAGUUGUUUCCACCUGAUUGUUAUAGAUGUUAAUGUUUUYAUGAAUGAGAUGAUUUAUUAUAGUUUAGUGAAAUCAAUAGUUUAAAAAUUUUGUACUUUAUAAUAUGAAUAAAUAAGUUAAAAUAA
Actinia tenebrosa (Australian red waratah sea anemone) is the source of this 1235-nucleotide messenger RNA. Its product is annotated as protein phosphatase 1 regulatory subunit 3B. Gene Ontology annotation, biological process: regulation of glycogen biosynthetic process. Gene Ontology annotation, molecular function: protein phosphatase 1 binding; glycogen binding. Gene Ontology annotation, cellular component: protein phosphatase type 1 complex. Lineage: Eukaryota; Metazoa; Cnidaria; Anthozoa; Actiniaria; Actiniidae. The record is from RefSeq and is a predicted model, not a curated record.